CGACAAACAUGUCCGACUGUGGAGUAAAAUCUUUAUCCAGUAGAUUAUUAAUUGAUUGUUGCUUUGCCGGAUCCCAUAAAAUCGGAGGAGUGCAUAGUGUUUCAAGUUUGGUACAUUCUUUGACUGGUUGGGAGUAACAAAAAUUUUAUCAACUUCAACUACAGGUUAUGAGACUAUGGAUGAAGACAAAGUCGUCAGUUCUCCUGAGAGAGAGAAUGACGAAUUCAGCAGAAUCAUUGGCCACACUACAUUUCAACAUUCUUGGGACGUCGCUGUGCCAGGCGAAGAAGAUCUGCCACUUUUACCAAAGUCAGAUGAAAAACCAGAGACUGUCGACACAGGCUCUGAAAGGAGUACUACAUUAGAGGACUCGGCGGAAAAAGAGCCCGAAGUUCUUAUUCAAUUUGAAAAUCAGGAGGAAAAAUUGUAUGAAAAUGAAGAUUCCUGUGACAAUGAAGAUUCCUAUGGUUAUGACGAUCAAUAUGACUACCAUGACGCUUAUGGAUACGAUGGAUCGUAUGAAUAUGAUGGAUCAUAUGACUACGAAGAUCCUUAUGGACUAAAUCCAAUGAUGUUCGGGAGAAAUAAUAGAUUACCAACCAGUAAUAAUGGGUCCCAUAUUAAUCCAAGACUACCGCUGGGAAAUCUUCAUCACUUACCACCUCCAAGUUUUUGGGCCAAUACUCCACCUCCUAGAAUGAUGGGUACAAUGCGAAUGCCGAGAUUUGGAACUCAUAUGCCAAUGGGUCAACCACUAGGGCCAAGAGGAUCGAUGUUACCGUUUCGGGGUCCGACACCACCAAUGGUGACGAGUGCCUUGCCUAGUACUAGCACAAGUCUUUCUGCAAACACUACUGCCAUUGAGAGUUCCACAGUUAGUUCACAGAGUCCGCAACUUCAGAAUAUUCUGAAUCAAGCAUCGCUUAUUAUGCAAACACAAAAUCCAAACUUACCAAAUUCCGGAACCUCUCAGACAUUACAUUCAAGUUAUCUUUCAACUAGUAGUCAACCUCCUGGAUAUGGAGGAAGCUAUCCGAACUCACUAAAUUCUAAUUUUCAGUCUCAUCCUUCUUUCAAUACUAGUUUGGAUUCGUCAGUUUACAAAACCUCAAUAGAUUUACCCUCAUCACCAAAAGCUCCAGGCACAACACAAGAGUCAGAUCUUUUGGUACGCAGUGACAAUGCUUAUUCCCCUGAUGAUCCAACCCCAGAUGAAACGGUCUCCUCCGAGGCUGAGAGUAACCAGGUAGUUCGAAGUAAUCCGGUGAUUGAUGUCUCAGACAUUCCGACACCCCAAACACCUGAGAAAGUUGAAAAAAUUGAAAAUACCGAAAAAACUGACAAACUAGUGCCAACAAAUACUGUAGAUGCUGUCGAAUCUACUAGUGUUGUUGAGAGUCCUAAAAUGAUAAAGCCUGUUUUGGGUAAAGCUCAAGCUAAAAAACGUCUUAUGGCAUUUGCAAAUAAAUUUGGUGUUCUUCCCAAAGUUCAACCUGUCAAGCCCAAGGCAAAGAUAGAAACUACUGUGGGGAAGUCUGAAACUAUUUCGAAGCAACACAGUUCAGAUGGUUCAAGGGCAAGGACAGAGAAAGGCAAGGGCAAAAGUAAAGAUAAGGCAAAAUCUUUACUUGACGAAGUGAAUGAUGCUAAAUUGAAAAUCGAAUCAGCCCUGGAAGCACAACAGCAGCACAGCAGUAGCGGAAAGUCCAAAAAACAUCAUGAAGACAGAGUUCCAGCUAUCGAGGAAAUUGUUAGAGAAGAGUCAAUGACCAAGGGUUUACAGGAGUAUAAUAACCUUACAAUGAAUACUGAAAGAGAGUCGAGUGGGCGUGGCAGUAGUGGUGGAAAAGGAAGGUGGAAGAAAUCACGCCACAAUCAUUCGGAUGAAGAAAAUGAUCACGGUUUAACUCCACUAAGGAAGUUUUCAGAAAGAAGGAGAAGGUACAGCAGAGAGCGUGAUAAGGACUAUAAAUCAAAGGAUGAGAAAGGUAUAAAGGAUCAAUUAACUCACAAGAUUUCCCAGGAUAAGGAUUCCCGCAAAAGAGAAAAAGAGAAAAGUAGUAGGGAAAGUCGAAGGGAAAGAAAAUCAAAAGAGAGAGAUCGCAAGGAUUUCAGCAAUUCACCAGCAGUCCGGUCAUCUAAAGAAAUUGAAAAAGAUAGGGAAAAGGAAAGAGCAAAGGUGAAGGAAAAGGAAAAAGAAAAGGAAAGAGAAAAGAAGGAAAGAGAAAGAGAAAGAGUAAGAGAAAAGGCAAAAGAACAGGAAAGAGAAAGAGAAAAGGCACGAGAACAGGAAAGAGAAAAGGAGAGAGAAAAGGAAAGAGAAAAAGAAAAAGAAAAAGAAUUUGCAAGAUCUAAAAAUUGGGUGGAGUUGAAAAAAUCUUGGCUCUCUUUGGAAGAAAUAGUUAAUCGACGAAAGGAAGAUCGAUUAAUAAAGAACAGAACAGCACAAGAUUACGCACAGCAUUUCGACCAGAUGUUAAUGAUAGGUGAUCAUAAUUUGAAACGUUAUCCUAUCAUAAUUGAAGGACAGGAAGGACCCCGAGAAUUUCCUCCAGAGUCCGUCCGAGUAACUAAACGAGGACGAGGACCUCCAGUACUAUUUUCUGAAAAUCCUCAAGUAUCGUUGCUACUCAAUCGUCAACAGCUUUUCCAAGCUGUUUCCUCUGAUCGGCGAGACAAGAUGCGACAGAUAUGUGAAGCAAACCGUAUCCACGCGAAUUUGACCGAAGUGGACGAAGUGGAUCAAUCCCGAUAUUGGUACAAGAGGAUGGAAAAUGUAAACUCGUUGGAAAAAGCUACAUUGUCAGAAGGAGAUGCUACUCCAGGGUCUAAGUGGGAAAGUGACAUUACAGUUGUGUCUCUCAAAGAAAAGAGAAAGGUUUUUGAGAUAGUUACAGAAGAGGCUGUAGGAAAGAAUGUCAUACUUCAGUGGGAUGACAAAGAUAUUGGCGAAGUAAACAAACUUAAAGAGCCGAAUGUGAAAGAAGGUAUUUGCGUAACGAAAUCAUCUGGGGAAUCUUCUGUGCAGUCCUACAGCCACUUCCGCAGAUUGCCGCUGGAUACUAAGCUACCUUCGUCUCAAAGUCCACGUGAUCAUUAUGUACAUCCUGAAUCAAGUAAACUUGUUGCUGUCACAGAGAGGGAUGAUCGUGAGUCUUCACCUUCUGAUACUGCUGGGGACCAGAAACUUGCGUCGGAAUACGAACAGUUCAUAAAAAUGGUCAGCAAUGAUGUUCCUGUACCAGCCACUAACUCUGAUAAAAUAACUUCAACUGAUUCGGUUCCCUCUUCGUCAUCAUACAGUAAACCUGUUUUGAAACAAUCUACAAACAGUAAUACCAGGGAUCCAUCAAAGUUGGGGAAAAUGAAUGAGGAUAUCUCAGUGAAUGAUACGCUCAAUGACAUAGACGUCAGCGAUGUAGAAAGUACCAAUAAAUCUGAUAGAACUCUGGAAUCAACAUUAGUAGCUGAAACUGAAUCAAAGAAGUCUAAGAAAGUAACAGCAACAGAAAUUGGAUCAGAUAGAGAUACAGAUGCUGCAAGCAGCAGCAAAGAAGAAGACUCCGACGCAUCUCAAUCAGUUCCUAGUGAUUGGGAAAAUGUUAAGAUCAAAGAAGAAAAACUUAGCGAUGGAAGUUUGGAUAACAAACAUUUGAAAAAAAAAAAGAGACGUCGAAAGUCAAGUAGCGAUUCUUCAUCAUCAUCAUCAUCAUCUUCAUCUUCUUCCUCAGAUUCUUCAGAAUCUGAGGAAGAUGACGAAGAGGAGAAAAAAAGAAGAAAGAUAAAAAAAAGCAAAAGCCAAAAUAAGGGAAAAGUAAUUCGAAAGAAAUCAAAGAAGAAAGCCAAGUCAAGUUCAGAAUCUGAUAGCAGUGAGGAUCAAUCAAGCGAUUCAUCCACUGAGGAAGAAAGAAGAGUGAGAAGCAAAAGAAAACGGAAGUUGAAAAAAAAGGGGAAAAAAGUAAUUGUUAAAAAGAAGCGCAAGCGAAAAAUAAAAACUGACUCAAGUAGCUCUGACUCGGAUAGAAAAUUGAAACGAAUCAAGAAAAAAGAGGAUAAGCAGUUGCGAAAAAAACAAAAAGAGAAGAAGAAAGUCUCAGAAAACAACGGUGAAUUGUCGAAAAAAAAGUCUGUAGACAUGAGAAAAAGUGAGAAAAAGAAAACCGGUAAUGAUAUAAAAGAAUCAUCAAAAGAUAGCAGAGGCGUUAAAGAAGAAAAGAUCGAUUUAAAAAAAGUUGAUAUGCCAUUCCAUGAAACAGACUUGGUUGAGAAGGCAUCUGUCCAUCGGAAAAAUCGUGUCCGAGAAUGUAGCCUUGAUGGUAAUUCGAUUAUGGCAGAAGAGGCAAACGAGUUUGAUAGUGAAGAAAUCUUAUGUGUACCGAAACGGGAUCCGAGGAAAAGAGCUAAUGAAAAAGAAAAGAGAAAGGACAGAACUCAUGAUACCUUUUUACAGGAAUGGGAGAAAGAAAGUAUGCGAAUGACCCAACAGAUUAUGCACGGAGAAGAAAUUUCAAUGCAUGGUCUUGAUAAAAAAAAAGGAAGGAGCAUGAAUGAAAACAGUAUCGGCGACCCGUUCAAUAUUCAAGAAGACGAUAAGUUAAAAGAACGGGUAAAAGAAGUUAAACUUUUGGAAGAAUGGGAAAAAGAAAGUGUUCGAAUGACGCAGCAAAUAAUGCAGGAAGAACCAGUAUUCAAAGAAACUACAGAUAGAAAAAGCAAAAGUAAGAAAAGUAGCAGUGAGUGGGAAGAAGAUGACGAUUUUGCUUCAACCGACAAUUCAAACAUUCCACCGAUAUCAGUACUAGACCAAUUGACGAAACGAAAAGAACGCCUAACCGAUGAAUGGGAGGUCGACAGCUUGGAAGAGAAUCGCGAAGUUAAUGAGAAAAAGAAAGCUAAGCUGGAGAGAAAAAUCGAGAAAGACAUAAAGUAUGAUGAAAAGACAGAUACCUAUAUAACUAUUGAAAGAGAAAUUGGCAAGGAUCAUAAGAAGAAACAUAACAGAUUGCCAGCCCUCAGAAUAUGGGAAGAUGAGGAAGAAGAAGGUGAAAAGGAGGCAAUGAUGCUAAUUAAAGAUAAAUUUAAACACACAAAAAAAGGUGAAUCAAAAAGCAAAUGGGAUUUGGAUGACUUGGAGACAAACAUAGAAACUGGAGGAGAAUGGAGAAAUACGGAAAAAUUAGAAGAUAAUCAGAAACUCGCAAGAAAUUGGGAAAUUGAAAGAUAUGACCGUACUGCAUGGAUGAAUAAAGAAGACAAUCUGGAAGAUACAAAAAAUAAGAAACGUAAAAGUGACACGCAAGAUAUUAGACGGCUUAAAGAAUAUUAUCAAGAUAAUCGUAAUACUACUGAUCAAAAUAAAGCUGAACUUAGUGGAAAAGUAUCACCCAAUGACUGGAUAAUUAUGCAGGCUGAAGAAGUAUCAAGCAGUAAGUGUUAUUCCCAUAAAACUGGCAGCCUGACUCCUAGAACGAAAUUACAUGAAGGCUUCAACAGCGAUGAGAAAUCUGAAAAGAUGAAAUUCCUUCAACACAGCAGUAGAAAAAAAUGGGAAGACAGUGAUAAGACUAGCGAUUGGGAGGAGGCAGAAGAGAUUACCACUUCUAAUAUUGCUACGGACCUUAUAAGUGGGUGGACGAAAUCUGUUGAUAAAAUGAAACUGGAUGAGGGUGGGAGUUCAAAGACCACAGAUUCAAGUCAACAAAUCAAAACGAGUGUUUAUGAACCAAAGAAAGAUAAAAAAAGUCGAUGGGAUGUUGAAAAUUCAAGCAAGUACAGUGAACCAAAUGAACAACUAGACCUUCAAAAGAGUGAUUCGGAUAAACUACUAUUGAUAGAGUGGGAGGAGGAACAUAAUGAUUGGGUCAAAAGUACAAUGCCAGCUCAAGAUCAAACUCCCACUAAGUCGAUAUCACGCGAUGAAGAUUUUGUACAUUCUACUUCCGCAGUAAAUGAUAAAGCUUCAAAAUUGGCAACUGAUGAUAAAACCAAAAAACGAUAUAAGGAAUCCAAUGAAUUAUGUGAAUCGUACGAUUUGAUGGCUUCUAAAAAGAUUGAUUACACGAAAAAUACUUCGAAAAACCAAAAGUUUUCUGAAAAUAUAUGGAGCAAUGAAAAUGAGGAAAAAACUCACAAUUCUCUGAGUUCGUUAAUAGAAUUGAAUUUCAAACAUACGCGAUCUGCUUUAUCUGAUCAGGAUUCUGACAGUUCAGACGUUACUUCGGAAGAGGCUAACUCUGUGGAUGCAAACUCAUCAAAGUAUAAUAAGGACAAUUUGGAAUUAUACAGUCCGAGUUCACCAGCUCUUUCGCACAGGUCUGAAGAUAUGGAUAUUUCAAGUGGCAGUAAUGAAAAUCACCAAAAGGAUGACGUAUUGAUAUCGAAUAUUCCAUUGCCGUCGGAUGAAUUUCCAGUUAUGUUUGGAUGUCAAGUUGCUAGUAUUCCAAUGCCUGUUUCUCCCCCAUCUCAUAUUUCUAGUGUCCGCACUAACGGUGGUUCUGAGUGCAAGAUUAGUGUCGCCGUUUUGAAAGGAUCAGAGAAACCUACCCAAAAUUCACAAAUUGAAAUCAACACCAAUGAGCAUACUAAUUCUCCGAAAGUUGGAUACAACUACACUGGCGUUAGCCUAGUGCCUACUGAUGAGAAGUCAAAAUGGGAGUCUGACGAUAUUGAUUUAAAGAAAUUGAGCUCUGAACAUUCUGACAAAUCAUCUGUCUCGAGUUCUAGUGCAGAAAUCAGUGUCGAAAAAGACACCGGCAAGAAGAGUGUUGACAUAUUUGCUGAUUUUCAAUCAAGCAGUGACUCUAAUGGAAAAUCUGCGUCAGAAAAUGAUUUUAUAAGUAAUAGCGUAGAACUUGAUCAGAAGGAAGAUAAACUUACAUCUCCUUUAAAAUUAAUUCCAAAACAAAUCUUGAUUCAACGUAACUCUGAAUUCAGAAGCAAAUCAAUUCCCGAGGCACAAAAAGCAGACAUAACUCAAGGUACUAUUUCAUUUAAAAUUCAGAAAAAAAUUCUACAAACAAGUAUUCUGCCAAGUGAUGAGAACGAAGACACAUUAGAUGAAGUUGAAAGACAGUAUAAGUCAGAGAAUCAAUGUGUUGAUAACAGCGCGGAUAUUGUGCAAAAACUUGUAGUUGACGAUGUAGUGGGCGUCAAUCCGGUAAAGUUAAGUCCUGUGAAAGCUAGCGUACGAAAGGAUUUGUUAGUCAGAAUAGAGGAGAAAAGAACAGCACCUAGUAAACAGUUCAUGAAAACGUCGAGUCCCAUGUUUGAUAGAAGCAUGCUAAAGUUCGAAGAAUCAGAAAGAAUGGAUAGUGACAAGUACAACGAUUUUCUAAUCGAUAAACGAGAUGUUGAUAAGCCUAUUCGACGUUCAAUCUCCCGAUCUUCAUCUCGGUCAUCACAUUCACGAUCACGAUCGCGAUCGCGAUCAAGAUCACAAACGCGAACACGAUCACGGUCACGCUCUCGAGAUCGCAGAAAGAAAAGUCCUGAAAGAAGAGAGAGAGAUAGGUGGGGUAGAGAAGAUCGAAGACGAACCAGGGGAAUUGAAACAAGAGAAAGAGACAAAUCAAGAAAAAGGGAACGACUUGACACUCCGACUCACGAAAGUAGAAUUAGAAGUAACAUCAAGUACUCUGACAGAGGAGAGAGCCGCAGACGAAGUAGUCCAAGCAAAGGUAGACUUGGUGACAGACGGAACCGAUCGAAAAGUCCUGUUACAGGUAAACGUACGGCUGAUCGAAGCAGAAGUCGUAGCCCAAUGGGUAGACGAGAUCGUGAUAGGAGUCCAAAGAGAAGAGUAGAUGGAGAUAAGAAGAUGAAUAACAAAGAUUUCUUCAAAGGCGAUGAAGUUUCUCCAGCUGAAUUAAAAAUUUCUGAGGAUAGAAGGGAGAGAAUCAUCAAAAGUCCAAUUAGAUAUCCGGUUUCAAGUCCUGGGGAUGAUAACAGUAGGAAGUACGGAAGUGCAGAACGUAAGAUGGAUAAAGAAAGAGAUCGAGGGAGGUACAGGGAUGGUAUUGAAAGAGAUAGAGAGAGGUCUUAUGACCCAAUGGAAAUACUCAGAGAAAAGGGCUUUGACAUGGAACGACAUCGUAAGAGAUUAAAUGCAGAAACUGAAGAUAGAAAGCAUAACUGGAAGUAUGAGGUUGACGAUGAUAGAGAUAAAGAUACUUCGAGACGCUUGUUUCCGAAUGAAUUUGAACUCGAUUUCGAAGAGGAUCGUCUGGGUAGAGCUAGUGAUAGCUUGGAUAGAGAGAUAGUGGAAGGAUCCAUUAAAUCACACUCAUUGUCCAGAGCAAGAUACAGUGAAUACAACAGGGAACAAAGCGAAGAAUCACGAUUGAAAUGGACUAGAGAGAAACGUAGGGAUAGAGAAUCUCCAAAUUGUGAAGUACGUGAAGGUAGAUCUUAUUCAAGAUCGAGAUCUCCACCUCGACUAGCACAUACUAGGACGUCAGUAGAUCGAUAUAAGACUUCACGUAUGAGUAGGUCAAGAUCUCGAACUCCAGAGAGAAGUAUGAGGUCUGCAAAAAGGCUACAUAGAUCAAGAUCUGCAUCUCUUGUAAGAGACGAAGAUGAUUCAUCGUUACGAGAAAGUUGUACUGCCGGUAGAAGGAUAGAAACCAUUGUACAAUCAGUAUCUACUGUCACAGGGAUUACAGGAGUUAUUCCUGACUCUACAAUAUCUGAUUCGGAGCUUCUGCCAAGCAAUGAAUGUGUAAACCACGAUAGCUCGUUGCGAUAUGCAAAUAAUCCCAAUGCCAGUACAAAUGAGUACUAUUAUUACUCUGAGGGAAAUUUAACAUAUCCUCCCCGCAUAGAAGAGUCGCAUCAACCAGCUGCCAUUGGAACAAGUUCUCCUAAGCGUCUUUCUCUCGAUGACAGGUUGGAAUUAGAAUUGGGAAUCAAAAAGAAGCAACAACAACAGAUUCCGCUCACUGUACAGGAUAGUCAACAUGUCGGUUAUCAUCCUGCGGCCUUUUCUACUAAUAUUGCAACUUAUCCAUCUAUGCCUCCUACCCCGAUACCACCACUGCAACAGCAAUCUUAUCAACAGCAACAACCGAAGGUGCUCCAGGUUGGUAACGUUCUGCAAGUUAUACCUUCGGAAUUUACCGGUAUUACCACUCCGCAACGAGAGUUAUCUACUAUUGGGGUAAACAGUUCUAGUCACGUGGUACGUGUAGGUAAUGUUCUUCAAGUUGUUCCAACAACUCUCGAUUGGGCUGCUGGACCUUCUUCGGAUACAAUAAGCUCCGCAUAUCAUCGCCCUUGUCAGCCUACUACUCCUAUUGGAGUUCCACCCCCAUCGCCUGCGAUAACUCUCAUCCCUGCUAGCACCACUUCGCCUAUUCCCGUACCUAGGCCAGCAAUAAUUCCACCAGUCGUUCAACCGAUUUAUAAUUAUGAAGCGAUCUUGGAAGAGCGUAAGAAAGGGCGGGAGGAACGGAAGAAACUUAGGGAAGAACGUAGGAAAGAAAAAGAAGUGAUGAGAAUUGAGAGAAGAAAACGACGUGCAGAACGUCUUGUGAAGAAAAACCUCACCCUCCGUCAGCAGGAAGGGGCUACUUUUCAGCUGCAGCACGCGCCAUCCCCACCUACACCGACUUUUACUGGAGGAGAAGAUGAAGAAGACGAGGAAUUAAUUUCCAGAGACAAUUCACUACCUAGUUGCGAUGGUGAUCCGUAUCAACAAAUCCAACAAUCGGAAGAACAAAUUGAUGAAACCGUCGAAGGAUUAAACGAGGGAGCCGUGAAAGAAGCAAAGGAUGGCAAGACUGACUGGCUGCCUCUUUUACCACCACCAGCUAAAGGCAUUUUAAUAUCUCCUGGUUUUGGAAGAGAGUCUUUGUCAAACGGGAAUCCAGGCUAUCUGUUUGAUGUAGAUGAGGAGGAUGAUGAGGAGGUGGUAGGUGAGGAACGAGAACAACUAGAUACUAGUACCGAUGCUGAAUUUGCGUUUACGGAAGAACAAGUAGAGAGACAACUCCAAGCAAUAAUGGAAGAAUCAAAAACCAAAGACGUAUCUGUUGCGGGACGAUCACGAGACGAAGAGAAAGACGUUGAAGUUCGGAAAAGAAAAGUUUUCAGAAGGAGGAGUAGAAAGUCUGUACAGUUUGCCGAUGGGGUUAGGCCAGGAGAAGGAACCAGUCCAAGCGGCGGUGAAGGUGAUAUGCCAUCGCCACCACCGCCGAUAUCCGUCUUGCCUUUACGGAACAGCAAUAUUAUAAACUACAAUGCUCUUCGAGCGGGCGAGAAGAAGAUAAAGGUUAAAAAAUCGAAGAAAAAACAUCAGAAGAUCAAACCACCCAAGACGAAGAAGAAGGUCAAGGUAAAAAUUAUAAAAUUGAAAAAAUCUCGGGCUACUGUUCCUUCUCCACUGACAAUUGAGGAUUUGGACGAGUUGGACGAACGAUCGCCGCCCCCUCCUCCGCCAGGAUCUCCGCCACCGCCGCAUCUUUGGCCGUCUUAUCUUGCGGCUUACAAUGGAGCGGUGAAUUUGAAUCCUAUAAAUACCGAACCUUUGCCUCCUCCUGCGGCUCUAGCUUCACCACCACCAACCCCACUUCCUCUUUUGAUUCCUCCACCACCUUUAAACUAUACAAUUCAACCCUGCAAUAAAACUUAGAAAUAAUUUAUUGCGUUCCUUCGUAAAAUUUACUUGCGCUUUUAUCCCACGUUAAUAACUUUUAUAAACGAUCCUUUUUUAGGCCGUUGAAAGAUUAUUAAAGUUGAUCCCCGUUGAUGAACUUUUGGCAAAGUAUAUAGUUCAGUGAAGAGUGAUAUAUUAUAUAGUAACGUACGGAUAAUUAAGUUUAACUUAUAGUUGUUAGGAUCGUAUAUUUCGUCUGUAACGAAUGUUAUGAUAACUGAUAGUAAAUUCAUAUUAAAAUUUAAAA
Diprion similis is the source of this 10898-nucleotide messenger RNA. Its product is annotated as titin homolog. Bases 176 to 10627 code for a protein of 3483 amino acids. The transcript has 22 exons. NCBI's taxonomy places the organism in Eukaryota, Metazoa, Arthropoda, Insecta, Hymenoptera, Diprionidae. The record is from RefSeq and is a predicted model, not a curated record.